Sorex fumeus (smoky shrew) is the source of this 1462-nucleotide messenger RNA. It is a transcript of the gene DCUN1D3, whose product is annotated as defective in cullin neddylation 1 domain containing 3. The transcript is spliced from 3 exons. Lineage: Eukaryota; Metazoa; Chordata; Mammalia; Eulipotyphla; Soricidae. The record is from RefSeq and is a predicted model, not a curated record. Gene Ontology annotation, biological process: positive regulation of ubiquitin-protein transferase activity; protein neddylation. The coding region runs from base 244 to 1155 and encodes 303 amino acids. Gene Ontology annotation, cellular component: ubiquitin ligase complex. Gene Ontology annotation, molecular function: ubiquitin conjugating enzyme binding; ubiquitin-like protein binding; cullin family protein binding.
CGGCGGCAGUGCUGGAGGCGGCGGCGGCGGCGGCGGCGGCGAGCCUGGGAACGCGAGCGGGGAUGGUAGGUGAUUUGGACCCGCCGGGCCGCCGUCGUUUCCAGAAAGGGUUUGACUGGAGGAACCUCUGGAGCAGCUGUUGGCUGGCUCCUCUGGCUGAUGGCAUGUUGAAACACAUGGGCCAGAGGCAGCGAGGGCAUCUGAUCUCGGGGGGCCCACUCUAGGGGCCAGGCCGCAAGCAUCAUGGGCCAGUGUGUCACCAAGUGCAAGAAUCCCUCAUCAACCCUGGGCAGUAAGAAUGGAGACCGCGACCCCACCAAGUCACACAGCAGGCGGGGUGCCGGCCACCGCGAGGAACAGCCACCAGCCUGUGGCAAGCCAGGUGGGGACAUCCUUGUCAACGGGACCAAGAAGGCAGAGGGUGCCACUGAAGCCUGCCAGCUUCCAACGUCCUCAGGAGAUGCCGGGAGAGAGACCAAGUCCAGUGCCGAGGAGUCUUCCUUGCAGAGGUUGGAAGAAUUGUUCAGGCGCUACAAGGACGAGCGGGAGGAUGCAAUCUUGGAGGAGGGCAUGGAGCGCUUUUGCAAUGACCUGUGUGUUGACCCCACGGAAUUUCGAGUGCUGCUCUUGGCUUGGAAGUUCCAGGCUGCUACCAUGUGCAAAUUCACCAGGAAGGAGUUUUUUGAUGGCUGCAAAGCAAUAAGUGCGGACAGCAUUGAUGGGAUCUGCGCCCGUUUCCCUAGCCUCUUAACCGAAGCCAAGCAAGAGGAUAAAUUCAAGGAUCUCUACCGGUUUACAUUUCAGUUUGGCCUGGACUCUGAAGAAGGGCAGCGGUCACUGCAUCGAGAAAUAGCCAUUGCCCUGUGGAAACUAGUCUUCACCCAGAACAACCCUCCAGUUUUGGACCAGUGGCUAAACUUCCUAACAGAGAACCCCUCGGGGAUCAAGGGCAUCUCCCGGGAUACUUGGAACAUGUUCCUUAACUUCACUCAGGUGAUUGGCCCUGACCUCAGCAACUACAGUGAAGACGAGGCCUGGCCAAGCCUCUUUGAUACCUUUGUGGAGUGGGAGAUGGAGCGAAGGAAAAGAGAAGGAGAAAGGCGAGGCGCGCUCAGCUCAGGGCCCGAGGGCUUGUGUCCCGAGGAGCAGACUUAGGUGGCUCUGUCGCAGGAGCAGCAGCAAGGGUCUGCCCGCUGCCCCGCAGCCUAAAGAGGAUUUGGACCUUUCUGGAAAUUACUGAAGAUCCGGAUAUUUUCUACUUUACACCUUUCUCUGCCUUGUAUCUGAAAGGGCUCUAAAAUGCUGUAUCAUGUUUUAGGCACUUUCUUCACUUUUCGGUUAUUUUGGUUAUUUCUUUUGGCGGGAGGGGGGAAUGUCACCCCAAAUAUUUGACCCUGGCUACAUGUUGUGUAUCUUUUUUUUUGGAAGCCUUCGGAUAGACUACGCCUACGCCUGCCAUUUC